This is a messenger RNA of Gongylonema pulchrum, 405 nucleotides long. NCBI's taxonomy places the organism in Eukaryota, Metazoa, Nematoda, Chromadorea, Rhabditida, Gongylonematidae. The record is from the annotation of a GenBank genome assembly.
AUGACCGAGUUUGCUGUCGCGAUUCUCAUAUGCGUUUGCUGUGCCCUGAGCACACUACAGUCUAUCUCGUUGAGUGAAUUCAUUCAGAUGACUCUGGCCCGUGAAAUUUCCGAUGAAAUUGUACCACAUUUCAUUAUCGAACUGCGAAACAAAGGGCUCGAUCAGAGAGAACACACACUGGAAUAUACCAAAACAAUGGUGAUUGCUAUGGCGAACAACUUGGAUUUGUGCGCCGAAUCGACGGAAAAGUUCAAGAAAUAUAUCGAAGGAAUGGCAAAUGCGGCCGAGGAAGCAACUGUGCUCAACAAAGCUCCACGCCGAAAACGAAUCUCGUCUGCUACUGUGGACGCCAGUGCAGCAACUAGGCACAGGUCUAAGCCGAUGAACCGUAAAAUGCAAGGUUAA